CCAGUCAUGGGUGGACAUAUAUAAUACCCACAUACAGUUUUAGUAGGACACCUUUCACCCUAAUACUACAUUGCCCGAUAAGCUAAGGAAUUGCUCAUGCCAUAUGUGUGUGUGUUCCCAGCAGCCAGUGAAGGAGGUGCUUCCUCUGCCACACCACUCUGACCCCAGCCAACACCAUGUGUCCUCUUCCUUGGUGACUCCAGCUGCCGCUCUAAAGAAACACAGCACAAGCUCCAUCCAGCAUGUGCAGCUGGCCUCCUCAGUGGUGACGUCAUUCAGUCACCUGAAGCCUCCAGAGAAGGACACCACCGUGCUGGCUCAUAUGAAGCCGAUCAAGUCCCUGAGACAGGCUGGUUUCACUGCUGUCUUCACCGGAAAAGCGAACGUCACGAAGCCUGAGAGUGAGGUGAAGGUCCCGAUCAUUGAUGUGAUCCUGGCAGACGUUGACUCUCUGGUGCCCACUCAUGACGAAGGCGGACAGCCCAUAACAGAGUGGAAACGCCAGGUGAUGGUGCGGCAGCUGCAGGUCCGGCUGCAGGAUGAGGAAGAACACUCCUCCCUCCAGGGCAUGACUGAUGAAUACACACAUGGGGACGGCUGGAAGUACUCCCAAAACCACAACACUGUCCUGGGACCUUUCGGUGAGCUGCUAACUGAGGAUGACCUGGUAUACCUGCAGCAACAGAUUGAGAAUAUGUCAGUGCAGAAGCGACGUCAGGCCUACGAACUGGAGCUGAGCAGGCUGACCGAGGAGCUGAGGGCCAUCUUACCUGAUCCGCUUUUCAACAUAAGCCUUAACAAAGAGAUGGUACAGCAGAUGGAGUCAGAGGGACGAUGGACUUUACCGAAGUGGUGCCGUCUUGUGUCAGAGAUCGUCAAGAAUGUGUCGCUGCUCAUGACCAAUCUGACCCGAGACACAGAAGAAGAUACGGAGAAGAGCACGGUGGAUGAAAUGACCAAUGGCUUUUUAGAAGCUGCAAAUAACAUAGGAAUUGGUCCAGGCCAGGUUCUGAUGCAAGAAGGCCAGAAGAUGGCUCCAACACAUGGGGAGACAUCGAGUAGUUACAAGAUAGGGAACAUAGAGAUGGAGGCACCAUGUGGCCUUCCUCUGGACACCAGCUGCUUCAGCAGAUCCCAGAGGGAAAAGGUGUCAAGGGAGAUCCAGCAGUCUGGGGUGUCGGUCAGAAACCUCAGAUCCAACUUUGAGGCACAGAUCGGAUGUAUUUAUCCCUUUGCUGGGAUGGUGAACAACACACAUGACCGUGUCAACGUGCAGAGUUUAAACCGUGAGAUAACAGUGAGAGCUCCUGCAGAAAACAACCAGAGCGACAACACAGCCUCUGAUUUGCAAGUGCACCCCUGUGAAGCUACUAAACAUCUGGGAUCAGUCAUGGAAACCACCAGAUUAAGGAAAGAGCGUAUAGUCAUCCUGUUCCUCAGCCACUGGAAGAAGUCUGCAUAUGCUGCUUCACUGAGAGCAGGGAGGCUGAGAAGCAACCAGGAGGCUCUUCAAGCAGCGCAGCAUCCUCACCAGAAGACCACCUCCAUGCCUCACGUCUGCCGACAAAGAGGUGCUGUGGACAAGAUGCUCCACUCCUGGAAGAACAAACUAGCCCCCAAAGAUGCGAAAAGUCCUUCAGUGACCUACUCGCCAGAACAAUUCCUGCAAGAUGUGAACGGUGCAGCAAUGACACAUGAUAGCUUGACCCUUGACCUAUUCAUGCUGGGAUACUUCCACAUAUUAGAGCAAAAACUGUCGCCCGAGGAGAGGAAAAUGAGGCAUCUCCUCUGCUUUGAAGUCUUUGACCAUGUAGGGAGCUUCCCGUGGGAAAUGGUCCGUGACUUCCACAAGGCUGUUCUGCAGGAAAUCCAGGCUGGGAAGAGACAGUGGAACGACGGCUUUGAAGACAUCAAAGCUCGCUUCUUUGGCAGCUCAACACUAUGCCGCCGUUCAUCAUCAUCAUUCUUGUUGCCAGACAUCAGGCUAGUACCAAAGGUUAUAGUUCAGCCCGACACGCCACAGGAUGGCGACAGUGACAAAAACAUCUCCUGCGCCAGCAGUGACGAUAUCUGUAAAUAUAUCGACCGGAGCUUUGCUUUCUGGAAACAGAAGGAGAAAGAACUGUUUGAUUUUAAACAUUAG
Messenger RNA from Thalassophryne amazonica, 2143 nucleotides. Its product is annotated as espin-like protein. Gene Ontology annotation, biological process: actin filament bundle assembly. Lineage: Eukaryota; Metazoa; Chordata; Actinopteri; Batrachoidiformes; Batrachoididae. Gene Ontology annotation, cellular component: cytoplasm. The record is from RefSeq and is a predicted model, not a curated record. Gene Ontology annotation, molecular function: actin filament binding.